Molecule: messenger RNA, 927 nt
Organism: Eptesicus fuscus (big brown bat)
Lineage: Eukaryota; Metazoa; Chordata; Mammalia; Chiroptera; Vespertilionidae
Gene: NENF
Product: neudesin neurotrophic factor
Exons: 4
Coding region: 67-579 (170 amino acids)
Cellular component (GO): membrane; endomembrane system
Source: RefSeq, a predicted model, not a curated record
CGGGGGCGGACGGGAGCGCGCGGGCCCCGCCACCCGAGUCCCCUGGCCCUGCUCGGCGCGUUCAGCAUGGCGGGCCCCUGGUUGCGACCGCUGGCCGCGCUUGCCCUGGUUUUGGUCCUGGCGCUGGCCCCGGGGCUGCCCGCAGUCCGGGCCGGGCAGACGCCGCGCCCGGCCGAGCGGGGGCCCCCGGUGCGGCUCUUCACGGAGGAGGAGCUGGCCCGCUACGGCGGGGAGGAGGAAGAUCAGCCCAUCUACAUGGCGGUGAAGGGCGUGGUGUUUGAUGUCACUUCUGGGAAGGAGUUUUAUGGACGAGGAGCCCCCUACAAUGCCUUGGCCGGGAAGGACUCCACCAGAGGAGUAGCCAAGAUGUCCCUGGAUCCCGCAGACCUCACCCACGACACUACGGGCCUCACGGCUGAGGAGCUGAAAGCCCUGGAUGAUGUCUUCACCAAAGUGUACAAAGCCAAAUAUCCCAUCGUCGGCUACACGGCCCGAAGAAUCCUCAACGAGGACGGCAGCCCCAACCUGGACUUCAAGCCCGAAGACCAGCCCCAUUUUGACCUAAAGGACGAGCUCUGAUGUUCAGUCUGUAGGAGCAGGUUCUGGGGAGGGUGAGGCAGAGAGACGCUCGGAGUCGAAAUCUACAAAAUCGGCUGCCUGGCUCUCUGGUCACCUGGGUCUGAAUAAAGCAGACAUCUGACCGGGAACCCCAAUGCCUUUACUGUCCUGGGUCACGUGCUCUGUCCACCUGGGUCUCCUGCCCACACGCCAGCCCGGGUGGUAAUAACAGCCUCUAAGCGUCCCUGUGGGUGGUUGAAUUAACCAGUGACUUUUAUUCUUUAUACUUUUCUGUACUUGCCAAAUUUCUUACUGUGACCAUGUUUGCUUUAGAAUAAGCACAGAAAUAAACUUAUUUUCACAAAAGAA